GAGGACCCCACGUGACCCGAGGGGCCCGCGGCGGAGUCGACCCCGCCCCUCGGUCCGCCGCCGGGGGGCGCAUGCGCAGCCCUUGUUAGUGAUGGAGGAGAGAAGAUGGCGGAAGCGGAAUUUAAGGACCACAGUACAACAAUGGAUAGUGAACCAAACCCUGGAGCAUCUUCAGUGUCAACAACAACCAGUAGCACAACCACUACCACCAUCACCACUUCCUCCUCUCGAAUGCAGCAACCACAGAUUUCUGUUUAUAGUGGUUCAGACCGACAUGCUGUACAGGUAAUUCAACAGGCAUUGCAUCGCCCCCCUAGUUCAGCUGCUCAGUACCUUCAGCAAAUGUAUGCAGCUCAACAGCAGCACUUGAUGCUGCACACUGCAGCUCUUCAGCAGCAGCAUUUAAGCAGUUCCCAGCUCCAGAGCCUUGCUGCUGUUCAGGCAAGUUUAUCCAGUGGAAGACCAUCUACGUCCCCCACAGGAAGUGUCACACAACAGUCAAGUAUGUCCCAGACAUCUAUCAACCUCUCUACUUCUCCUACACCUGCACAGUUAAUAAGCCGUUCCCAGGCUUCCAGUUCUACCAGCGGCAGUAUUACCCAACAGACUAUGUUACUAGGGAGUACCUCCCCUACUCUAACUGCAAGCCAAGCGCAAAUGUAUCUUCGAGCUCAAAUGCUGAUUUUCACACCCGCUACCACUGUGGCUGCUGUACAGUCUGACAUUCCUGUUGUCUCGUCAUCGUCAUCUUCCUGUCAGUCUGCAGCUACUCAGGUUCAGAAUUUAACAUUACGCAGCCAGAAGUUGGGUGUGUUAUCUAGCUCACAGAAUGGUCCACCAAAAAGCACUAGUCAAACUCAGUCAUUGACCAUUUGCCAUAACAAAACAACAGUGACCAGUUCUAAAAUCAGCCAACGAGAUCCUUCUCCAGAUAGUAAUAAGAAAGGAGAAAGUCCAAGUCUGGAAUCACGAAGCACAGCUGUCACUCGGACAUCAAGUAUUCACCAGUUAAUAGCACCAGCUUCAUAUUCUCCAAUUCAGCCUCAUUCUCUAAUAAAACAUCAACAGAUUCCUCUUCAUUCACCACCUCCCAAGGUUUCCCAUCAUCAGCUGAUAUUACAGCAACAGCAACAGCAGAUUCAACCAAUCACACUUCAGAAUCCAACUCAAGAUCCACCCCCAUCCCAGCACUGUAUACCACUCCCAAACCAUGGCCUUCCUCCAGCUCCCAGUAAUGCCCAGUCACAGCAUUGUUCACCAAUUCAGAGCCAUCCCCCUCCUCUAACUGUGUCUCCCAAUCAGUCACAGUCAGCCCAGCAGUCUGUAGUAGUGUCUCCUCCACCACCUCAUUCACCAAGUCAGUCUCCUACUAUAAUUAUUCAUCCACAAGCACUUAUUCAACCACACCCUCUUGUGUCAUCAGCUCUUCAGCCAGGGACAAAUUUGCAGCAGUCAACUGCUAAUCAGGUACAGCCCACAGCACAGCUAAAUCUUCCAUCUCAUCUUCCACUCCCAGCUUCUCCAGUUGUACACAUUGGCCCAGUUCAGCAGUCUGCCUUAGUGUCCCCAGGUCAGCAGAUUGUGUCUCCAACGUCACACCAGCAAUAUUCAACCCUACAGUCCUCUCCAAUCCCAAUUGCAACCCCUCCACAGAUGUCAACAUCUCCUCCAGCUCAGAUUCCACCACUGCCCUUGCAGUCUAUGCAGUCUUUACAAGUGCAGCCUGAAAUUCUAUCCCAGGGCCAGGUUUUGGUGCAGAAUGCUUUGGUGUCAGAAGAGGAGCUUCCAGCUGCAGAAGCUUUGGUCCAGUUGCCAUUUCAGACUCUUCCUCCUCCACAGACUGUUGCGGUAAACCUACAAGUACAACCACCAGCACCUGUUGAUCCACCAGUGGGAAUGCAUUUGAACCAGUGUCAUCUGCACAAAGUUUUUUCUCUUAAGGUAUAUCAAGUAGAAGAUGUGUGUGAAGAAGAAAUGCCAGAAGAGUCAGAUGAAUGUGUCCGGAUGGAUAGAACCCCACCACCACCCACGUUGUCUCCAGCAGCUAUAACUGUGGGGAGAGGAGAAGAUCUGACUUCUGAACAUCCUUUGUUAGAGGAAGUGGAAUUACCUGCUGUGGCAUCAGUCAGUGCUUCAGUAAUUAAAUCACCAUCAGAUCCUUCACAUGUUUCUAUUCCUCCACCUCCACUCUUACUUCCAGCUGCUACCACAAGGAGUAAUAGUACAGCUAUGCCUAGUAGCAUUCCCAACACAGAAAACAAGCCUCCACAGGCUAUUGUUAAACCACAGAUCUUGACUCAUGUUAUUGAAGGCUUUGUGAUUCAGGAGGGAUUAGAGCCAUUUCCUGUGAGCCGUUCAUCCUUGCUAAUAGAACAACCUGUGAAAAAAAGGCCUCUUUUGGAUAAUCAGGUGAUAAAUUCUGUUUGUGUUCAGCCAGAGCUACAGAAUAAUACAAAGCAUGCAGAUAAUUCUUCAGACACAGAGAUGGAAGACAUGAUUGCUGAAGAGACAUUAGAAGAAAUGGACAGUGAGUUGCUCAAGUGUGAAUUCUGUGGGAAAAUGGGAUAUGCUAAUGAAUUUUUGCGGUCAAAAAGAUUCUGCACUAUGUCAUGUGCCAAAAGGUACAAUGUUAGCUGUUCUAAAAAAUUUGCACUUAGUCGUUGGAAUCGUAAACCUGAUAAUCAAAGUCUUGGGCAUCGUGGUCGUCGUCCAAGUGGCCCUGAUGGGUCAACAAGAGAACAUAUCCUUAGGCAGCUUCCAAUUACUUAUCCAUCUGCAGAAGAAGAUUUGGCUUCUCAUGAAGAUUCUGUACCAUCUGCUAUGACAACUCGUUUGCGUAGGCAGAGUGAGCGGGAGAGAGAACGUGAGCUUCGAGAAGUAAGAAUUAGGAAAAUGCCUGAGAACAGUGACUUGCUACCAGUUGCACAGACAGAGCCGUCUAUAUGGACAGUUGAUGAUGUCUGGGCCUUCAUCCAUUCUUUACCUGGCUGUCAGGAUAUUGCAGAUGAGUUCAGGGCACAGGAGAUUGAUGGACAGGCCCUUCUUUUGCUAAAAGAAGACCAUCUCAUGAGUGCAAUGAAUAUCAAGCUAGGCCCAGCCCUGAAGAUCUGUGCACGCAUCAACUCUUUGAAGGAAUCUUAAUAAGAACAUGAAACUUUGAUAUAACGCCAGUUUUACUCUUUAUAAACAGACUUGUAAGGUAAAGGCUUAAGUUGGCCUAGGACAUUACACUUACGAUAGAUGGCCAAGCACAUUGGAAUCUCCACAUCAAGUGUUGACAUUUCUUCUACAGAUGUAAUUACUCAUCAUACAUUUUCAUAGUUAAUUAACAUUAGUAAAAUUGAUUUUACAGGUUACAUGCAACAUUGAAAGAGCUGUUAUAGAUGGUCAUGAUAUUUUUCAAAGAAACAUGUUAUACUAGAUCAUUUUUAAAAGUGAUGUUUAUCAUUAAUAUAAAGAAUUCUUUUGAAAGUAAAUUAAUGAUUUAUAUUUCUCCUCUUUUGAUUCAGUUUUCUCAUACAUUUUUUUACCCUAUUCAUUUUCUAAAGGUUGUCAUAAAGAUACGAAGUGACUUAGGAGUCCAGUGAUGGGAUAAUAUGCAUUGAAAUAUCAGUUUGCAUUUUUAAAAAUGUCUUUAGACAAAUGCUGUAAGAAAGGAUUGUGUUCUGUAUAAAUGAUAGUGCUCUGGAGGUCAAAAGAGUUGAUUUCUAUCCUGGGCAAUUUGGCUUGCCUGACAAAUUUUCCUCUCAGUUUUUGUACAUUUAGAGCAAUGCUUCUUUAUAAAAGGUUGGUUUGCUCCCCAGAGGAUAUUUGCCAACAUCUAGAAACAUUUUGGUUGUCACAGAUCAGAGAUGAGUUUGGGUGAGGUUGCUACUGAUACCUAGUAAGAGACCAGAGUUGUUACUAAAUGUCUUACAAUGCACAGGAUAGCCCACCACAGCAAAGAAUUAUCUAGUCAAAAAUGCCACCAGUGCCAAGGUUGAGAAACAAUGAUAAGGAAGGAAUAAAAAAUGUUAACUCUUUCACUUAAAGGAAUAUUUUUAAGAGACGACUCAUAAUGAGACAUACAUGUAUAAUGGAAGUAUUAUUCAGAUAGCAUUAAUGUUCUGCUGAAGUAUUUUUCCAGUUUAUUAUGCAGAAUAGAAAAAGGGGAAAAAAAUCCAUAAACUUGGUCUAUCAAAUAAACACUGGCUUACAGUCUGACACUCAGUACUGAUUCAUAUUAGUUAUCUUUUGUAGUUCUGUGCUUCUCUGCACUGAUGAAGGCAUAAUAUAAUUACACUUAUGAACCAGGGCACCAUUUUCUGGCAAGGAAGUUUUGUAGUGGAUAUGUGAUUGCACUUUGGAUUCUUCUAGUUUUGAACAUGCUGAGUCUGACUAGAAUGCACAUUCCUUUUUCUUUUACUAAAUCUUUGCAUGCUUCCUGCAAAAUACUUACCAAGUGAUUUCUCUUGGAUGAUCAGAUCUAACUUAGAAAAACUAUAAAGUGAAACUUUUCACUAACUUUUCAGUUAAUUUUCUAUAGCAUCAGGACACUAAAAAAGAAAUUGUGGAGUCCUGACAGCUUUAUAAUCCUGGAUGUCAAAUGUUUUAUUUGAGAAGAUUGUGAAAGUUUCAGUCAUUUCCUAUAUCUUAUCUUUACAUGUGAUUGAAGGAAAAUACACUGAUAUUUGGCCACCAAGUUCAUUAAGUGAAAACAAAGAGAGUUCAUGAGUUUCAGUCAUUUCACUGCUCUUUUCAAAAAGAUUGUGUUGAGCUAGUAAAAAACUAAAGAUGUCACAGGACAUCACAGAUAUUUAUCUUUUGGCUUUGUGUACAUUAGAAAAUGUUGAUUAUUUUUAUACAAAAAUAUAGCGGGUAAUUUUUUUAAUCUUUAGAUGCCUCUUGUUUGAAUGUAUGCUUUGUGGGAUUCUUUGUGUAGUUGUUUUUAAAAAAGAUGUUUACUGAUAGUCAUGUGUAGGAUUAGAAUGUGUAAUAUAAUGGAAUGCUCACUUUCCAGACCCACAAUAGCUUGUAGUCUAUGUUACAUAUUUCUUUGUAUCACAAUUUUAAUUAUUGGAUUGAAGUUUCAAGGAAAGGUAGGUACUCUAUGAUCAAUUUUCAUUAGUUAGUAGUUAAUCAUCAGGACAUAAUUGUCAUGUGCUUUUCCCCUCAUUUUGCAAUUUCAGAACAUAAACAUAUACUAAGCAGUAUUAAGAGAUUGCCCACUGUGUAGAGGGAGGGAGGCUCAAAGGAAAAUCUCCCCUGGAAUUAAAACUUUAUUGUAGGUAAUCCACAAUUAAUAUAAAAUCCAUUUUUCAGGGAUAAGCUCCUCUAGCAAUAAUAAUUAUUGACCUCCCAUAACUAUUUUGUCUGUAGCCUUUUGGGUAUUAACUUUGAACUAUGUUGAAAGUUCCUUUUAUUUUCUUCCUCUACUAAUGUAAGUUGUUCUGUAUUGGAAAGCCUGUGCCCAGCACUAUCUUACAUAUCCAGAAGGAGCUUAUGAGAGGAGUUUCUAUUGGAGAACACCUACUUAUAAUCCUUAUAAAUUCUGUUGUCCCCACUCAAAGCAUAUCCAAAAAAUAUACUUGCUUUUUUCAAGUCAUUUGAUUUAUAAGUGGUUCAUUUGCUAUCAACUGGUAGUUCUCCCAUUGAUGCAGCUAUUUCUUCUAGAUGAUUUAGUCAUCUUAAUUUCAAAGCUUAAGUUAUAGAUAAUGGAUGUAUAUGACACUGAGCAUGCACCUCUCUCCUGAGGUUUAGGCAGCUGCAGUAUGGUAUAUGUAGGGAGAGUCCUAUUAUUCUCUUUUCCUUUCAUAUUACUGAGUGUUUUAGGGUUUUGACUGGAGAGAAGGAAUAAUAAGCAAAAGGGAACAUGGGGGAUUCUUCUUAUUUUUUGCAACCUAAAUUUGCAUUCUCUAACUUCUUUAUACUGUUGCACUCUUUUCCCAUUGGGGGAAAAAAAAAGACCAUAAUUUUGAAAUGUUAGUAGCUUUAAGCUUUGUGUUCCUUGUCAAAAACCUGAAAGAGCUGGUUUUUAAAAAUGUUAUUUUUCUAUGACAUUAGUAUUCAUCAGCCUUGUGUAGACACAUGUAAAACACAGCUUGCAGCUUUGAUACAAUCAGUACAGUAUAAGACAGAGUUGUUGUCAUCCUUUGGUGGCAUAUAACUUUUUAAAAUUCUGUUUUAAAGAACUGUGGAGUUCUUUAAACAGAACUUUUAAGUCCAAGUUUAAGGGCCACCUAGGGAUAGAGAAGGCAGAAUGGAAUUAAAGAAAUGUUAAUCAACAAGCUUGAGAAUGGGAAAGCCGCAGACUAGGACAUCUGCCAAUUUUGUUAGUUUAGCCCAUUUCAACACUGAACAGAUUUCCGUACCUUUGAUAUUAAUAUUCACAUUUUACCUAAUUUAAAAUAGAAGUGAUAUUUUAAAAGAUAUUCCACUGUUUAAUUUUGCUUCCUGGUAUGUGGAAACACUCAGAACUUUAUGAAACAGGUAUUACUGUGACCACGCCUUUGAAUAAUUUUUGACAUAGCUAAUCAUACAAUGUGUGAAACAUUAUAAUAAGACAUUUAUUCACAAAUGUAAGUCUUGGAUUGACGUCUGUUUCAUAGUACUCCAGCUCUCACUGGCUUGUUCAGAUAAGUUUCUUAAAGCCUAGUGUCUAUAUUUUCAAGGUUUUGGUAACCACCAACACACAAAUAUAGUAGGGAGGUAAUGGAGUUGUAUAGUCUUAAGCUAUGCUUUUGUGUGUAUUAAUUUGGGAAAGAAUAAACUAUUACAGAUGAAAGUGAAUGAAGCUGGCAUUACUGCUAUGUCCAGUGGGUAAAAUCCCUGACUGGAAACCCUUAAAAUAUUUUAAAGAUAAAUUUUCAACCAGAAGAUGCUGGUUAUAUUUUGGGGUUCAAAGACUCUCAUUCUUGGUGAGUGGCACAAAUGCAUGCUGCCUACUGGUACUGAGCACUAGCUGAUGACCUGAAAGCACCUCACCUUACUUCCUCCCCUAAAGCCUCCAGCCCCCCAAAAUCUGCACAAAAACUUUCUUCUUAGAUCUCUGCUUGAAAACCCUUAGGGAGGAUUUUGCAGUGGGGCCGAUUUUAGGGGAGUGGGUGGCUUGGGAAGGCCUAACCUAACAGUUAUGUUUUAGUGGAAACUGGCCUUCUAUGCACAUAGUUAGCUCACUCUGUGUAGCCAGUUGUGCCCUAAAGGUUUCAGGUGGGUGGGAGAAGUGAAGGAGGAGACAAAAUAGGAAGAAAGGCAUUCUAUAACCAAAGGGAUAUAGCAGAGUUAACUGCAUGAAAUCAUCUGAUGUAAAGGUGGCUUCAUCAAUAAUAGUUCAAGAUAAUAAAUUAUAAUUAUUUGAUCCCCAUUUUAAUGAUGUAUGGGUUUGUUUUAGUCUUUUCAUCUCUGAACAAAACCCUCGAAUAACAACUUAGGAAAAGUUUGUUUUGGCUCAUAGUUUCAGAGAUUCUGUCCAUGGCUGGCCAACUCCAUAGCUCUGGCCUCCAUGUGAAACAACAUCAUGGCAAAAGGAUAUGGCAGAGAAUAGCAGCUCAGAACAUGGCAACCAGGAAGCAGAGAGCGAGCGAGCACUAUGCACUAUGUUCACUAGGGACAAAAGAGAAACUCCGAAGGCACACCCCCAGUGACAUACUUCCUCCAGCUACACCCUGCCUACUUAGUUACCACCCAGUUAAUGCAUAUCAGUGGAUUAAUCCACUGAUUAGGUUACCCUUCAUAAUGUAAUCAUUUUGCUUCUGAAAAUUUUUGCAUUGUUUCACACAUGAGUUUUUGGCUCAUAUAUAAGCCAUAA
Molecule: messenger RNA, 7786 nt
Organism: Sciurus carolinensis (gray squirrel)
Lineage: Eukaryota; Metazoa; Chordata; Mammalia; Rodentia; Sciuridae
Gene: Phc3
Product: polyhomeotic homolog 3
Exons: 16
Coding region: 106-3141 (1011 amino acids)
Cellular component (GO): nucleus; PRC1 complex
Molecular function (GO): zinc ion binding; protein binding
Source: RefSeq, a predicted model, not a curated record